CAGUUCUUCACAAAUAUGAGUUCCUUUCUCCUUUCCCUUCUCUGUUCCCUCAGGAAAGCCUCUUUAUUGAAUCCUACCACUAACCCUGAUGAGAGAGGCUUUUGGUGGUAUCAGGGCACAGAUUCCUUCUCCAGGCUGGCUUCUCACAGCUCCUGCAUAUGGAAACUGAGAGGGACCCUGAAGUCUGGGAACCUGACAGAAAAUGACAUCCAGAAGUUCCCUAAGCUCCGGGUGCCGAUUCUCAGUAAGUUAAGUCAAGAAAUCAACAAGAAUGAAGAAAGAAGGAGCAUUUUCACACGCAAACCCCAAGUCCAGCGGUUUCCUGAAGAGACAGAAAGCCAUGAAGAAGACAACGGGGGCUGGUCAUCCUUUGAAGAAGAUGACUAUGAAAGCCCCAAUGACGAUGAGGAGGGGGAGGACGAGGGUGACUACGAGUCCCCCAACGAGGAGGAGGAAGGGGCGCCCGUGGAAGACGAUGCGGAUUAUGAGCCACCGCCCUCCAAUGAUGAGGAGGCUUUGCAGAACUCCAUCCUGCCUGCCAAGCCUUUCUCCAACUCCAACUCCAUGUACAUCGACCGGCCCCCCUCCAGCAAAGUCCCGCAGCAGCCGCCAGUGCCCCCGCAGAGACCAAUGGCCGUGCUCCCUCCUCCACCUGCAGGCCGGAGCCACGCGCCACUCCCCCCACCCCAGCCCAACCACGAAGAGCCUAGCAGAAGUAGAAACCAUAAACCAGCAAAGCUCCCUGCUCCUUCCAUAGACAGAAGCACGAAACCUCCCCUCGAUCGUUCGUUAGCCCCAUUUGACAGAGAGCCCUUCACACUAGGAAAGAAGCCGGCGUUUCCUGACAAGCCCUCGGCUCCAGUGGGAAGGCCUCUCGGGGAGCACUUACCCAAGAUACAAAAGCCUCCUUUACCGCCAGCCACUGAAAGGCAUGACAGAGGUAGCCCCCUGCCAGGGAAGAAGCCACCUGUGCCAAGGCAUGGAUGGGGACCCGACAGAAGAGAGAAUGAUGAAGAUGACGUGCAUCAAAGACCUUUGCCUCAGCCCACAAUGCUCUCCAUGAGCUCCAAUACUUUUCCUUCCAGAUCUGCCAAGCUAUCGCCCAAGCACACCCUCCCAUCACCUCACAUGCCUGGAGCAUUCUCUGAAAGUAACAGUGGUUUUCCGCAGAGUGCCUCCCUGCCGCCAUACUUCUCUCAAGGCCUUGGCAAUAGACCACCUCCCAGAACUGAAAGCAGAAACUUUUCCUUACCAGUUCCAAACAAACCUCGACCACGGUCUCCUGGGGAAGAAGAGAACUCAUUAAAUGAAGAGUGGUACGUUUCUUAUAUUACCCGACCAGAGGCGGAAGCUGCUCUUAGAAAGAUAAACCAGGAUGGCACUUUUCUCGUCAGAGACAGCUCUAAAAAAACAAUAACCAAUCCGUAUGUCCUCAUGGUGUUGUACAAAGAUAAAGUUUACAACAUCCAGAUCCGUUACCAAGAGGAAAGCCAAGUUUACUUGUUGGGAACUGGACUCCGAGGUAAAGAGGACUUUUUGUCUGUGUCAGAUAUCAUCGACUACUUCAGGAAAAUGCCACUUCUGCUCAUUGACGGGAAAAACCGAGGCUCCAGAUACCAGUGCACGUUAACGCAUUCUGCGGGUUAUCCCUAGCAAGUUAGCCAAGCCGACGAGGAAGCUUCCUCCUGGCUAUGCUGCCAUCAGGGGAAGAACAGUCAACCUUGCUGAAGGGACCAACACUUAGGACUGGAUCGAACCCCUCAACGUGAACACAGCGUUUUGACCUUUCGCAUAAAAAAGUGUUUGAAAUGAAGACUGUCAAAUAUCUCCUAAUUUAUUUAUUCUUCUUCAAUGUUUGUGAAGUGCAUGAUGUUCACACUUGAAGUCUAGUAGGGGCCUGUAAUAACUCAUUUAAAAAAUGUGUAUUUUGGAAUACCCGUUUCGAAGUACAGUAGUUUACACGGUGACAGAAAUAAUUUGGAGCAAGUUUAAAGACACUGCAACAAAUAGUUUUUGGUAUCACAUAAACUGAUUUUUUUUAUAGCCAAACCUUUGUUAGUCGGAGGCAAUCAUGGGUUUUAUAUAUAUAAUUUGAAAAUUUCUAAAAUUCACUUUCUCGGCAGCAAUAAUUUAAGAGGCUUCAAACUAUUUCAUUCUUUCUUAUUUGAUGUCUUUUGCUGGGGGGAUUUUUGUGUACUUUUUUAUGAAAAGGUAAAUGCAUGAUGGGAUAACUUCCUAGGAUUAAAAUGAAUUUACCUUUUGCUUUACUUCUGUGUCCCUAAAACUAUUAACUCUGUUUAGGCCCUGCUCUUGCAUUUUAGUUUUAAAGAAAACUUAAGCUACAAAUACCAGAAGAAAUCAUUUUACAUUUAGAGAUGAGGCUUGGGUGUCAAAUAGAUCUGAUGUAAGUUCAUCAUAUACCGACACUCACACCCCACCACCCCUGCACCUCCCACAACUCCAAAAGCAUUUUCAAGUGAUGCGGGUUUUACCAAAGUCUUACUGCAAAGAUGAAAGAGCAAUGCAUAUACACAGAAAAAUGUGAUCAGACUUUCCUAUUAGAGGCCUUUCUUCUAUCUCUUUUAUCCCCUGACAACUCUACCUUAAAGCCCUUCCCAUCAUCCUUCCUAAAAAGGCUUUAUAAAUCCUUUGAAGCAAUUCAGCUCUUGGCUUCAGCUUACAUAUCUCACUUAACACACAGUAGCAGGUGUUUAGCACAACAAAAACCAGGCACUCGGUUGUUCUUCAUGUUUUCCCCUUUGGGGCCUUGAUUAUUAUUCCACAACUUUUAUUAACAACAAAAAUUCUUGCCUUCUCGGCUUCAUCUACGAGUUUUCGAGUGGCAAAAGGUAUCCUGCAUGUUCAUUUUCAUAAGCUAAUUAAUAGAACAUAAGGGGGCUUGGAAGUCACGUGGGUAAAACUGAUGGUUUGCUAAGAUAACAAGUAUGAUGAUGAUAAUGUUUCUUCAUCAAGUUUCAUCCUUACAAACUGGGAGUUCUCAGUUUAGGAUCUGCAGCUUGGGAGUUCUAAAGCUGAAAAGUCUGCAUUCAUAUACAAGUUUACUCAAGAGGAUUUCAACAAGCAUUUAUUUAGUGCCUAUUCUAUGUUAAACAAGGAGCUGGGUGGUGAGAAUAGCAGACACUGGGAGCUGACCUUGCGUCAUGCUUUACGGUACGCUAUCCUUUAUGCUUGAAAAUCUCUACAAUGAAGGAGGUAGUAGACUCCAAAGCAACGAUUUGGUAGUGAAUCAUGUCGCCUGCCAUGCCUCUACCCUCUUCUCCCUGCCAUAUGUA
Lynx canadensis (Canada lynx) is the source of this 3293-nucleotide messenger RNA. RefSeq names its product lymphocyte cytosolic protein 2 (gene LCP2). Lineage: Eukaryota; Metazoa; Chordata; Mammalia; Carnivora; Felidae. The coding region runs from base 16 to 1653 and encodes 545 amino acids. The transcript is spliced from 20 exons. Gene Ontology annotation, biological process: intracellular signal transduction; cell surface receptor protein tyrosine kinase signaling pathway. The record is from RefSeq and is a predicted model, not a curated record.